GCCCCCUGGCAUGAGCAGCCGGAAGCCAACAUGGCUGCCGCCGGGGCCGCAGCGACGGACCUAGAGGUGGUCCGGGGCAAGCGCUCCGCUCUCUUUUUCGCCGCGGUGGCCAUCCUGCUGGGACUGCCGCUCUGGUGGAAGACCACGGAGACGUACCGGGCCCCGUUGCCUUACUCCCAGAUCGGCGCGCUGAAUGCCCUGCAGCUCCGGCUCAUGGUGCCUGUCACUGUCGUGUUUACUCGGGACUCAGUGCCCUUGGACGACCAGGAGAAACUACCCUUCACCGUCGUGCAUGAGCGAGAGAUACCCCUGAAGUACAAAAUGAAAAUCAAAUGUCGCUUCCAGAAAGCUUAUCGGAGAGCUUUGGACCAUGAGGAAGAGGCCCUGUCAUUGAGCAGUGUGCAAGAGGCAGAAGCCAUCUUAGCUGAGGCGGAGGAGCAAGCAGAGGGCUCCCUGACUGUGUAUGUGAUUUCUGAACACUCAUCACUUCUUCCCCAGGACAUGAUGAGCUACAUUGGGCCUGAGAGGACAGCAGUUGUGCGGGGUAUAACACACCGAGAGGCCUUUAACAUCAUUGGUCGCCGCAUCAUCCAAAUAGCCCAGGCCAUGUCUCUGACUGAGGAUGUGCUUGCUGCUGCUCUGGCCGAUCACCUCCCGGAGGACAAAUGGAGCGCUGAUAAGAGGAGGCCUCUCAAGUCCAGCUUGGGCUAUGAGAUCACCUUCAGUUUACUCAACCCAGACCCCAAGUCCCAUGAUGUCCACUGGGAUAUUGAGGGCGCUGUCCGGCGCUACGUACAGCCCUUUCUGAAUGCCCUUAGUGUUGCUGGCAACUUCUCCGUGGACUCCCAGAUCCUUUACUAUGCGAUGUUGGGAGUAAACCCCCGCUUUGACCAAGCCUCAUCCAGCUACUACUUGGCCAUGCAUAGCCUCCCCCAUGUUAUCAACCCUGUGGAGUCCCGGCUAGGGUCCAGUGCUGCCUCCCUGUACCCUGUGCUCAACUUUCUACUCUAUGUGCCUGAGCUUGCCCACUCCCCACUGUACAUCCAGGACAAGGAUGGGGCUCCAGUAGCCACUAAUGCUUUCCACAGUCCCCGCUGGGGUGGCAUUAUGGUAUACAAUGUUGACCCCAAAGCCUAUAAUGCCUCAGAGCUACCAGUGAGAGUCGAGGUGGACAUGGUGCGAGUGAUGGAGGUGUUCCUGGCUCAGUUAAGGCUGCUCUUUGGGAUUGCUCAGCCUCAGGUGCCUCCAAAAUGCCUACUUUCAGGGCCCAAGAGUGAAGGGCUAAUGACCUGGGAACUAGACCGGCUACUUUGGGCCCGGUCAGUGGAGAACCUGGCCACAGCCACCACGACUCUCACCUCCCUGGCCCAGCUUCUGGGCAAGAUCAGCAACAUUGUCAUCAAGGACGAUGUGGCAUCUGAGGUGUAUAGGGCUGUAGCUGCAGUCCAGAAGGCAGCAGAGGAGUUGGCCUCUGGGCACCUGUCAUCUGCCUUUGUUGCCAGCCAGGAAGCUGUGACAUCCUCUGAGCGUGCCUUUUUUGAUCCCUCGCUCCUCCAUCUCCUGUAUUUUCCUGACGACCAGAAAUUUGCCAUCUAUAUCCCACUGUUCUUGCCUAUGGCUGUGCCCAUCCUCCUGUCACUGGUCAAGAUCUUCAUGGAGACUCGCAAGUCCUGGGCAAAGCCAGAAAAGACAGACUGAGCCAGGCAGCAUAUUAGUAGGACCCUUCGCUUUUGGCCAAAGUGGGCGCCUGUACAUUGAGAGGCCCGUGAGACCUUCCUGUGGUGUUUCGUCUUCAGUCUCCUCUGUUGGCUCUCCACCUUCCAAAGGACCACACUCAAGGAGGACUCCUCUUCCCUGCCUUCCUGUUCCUUUGGCUCUGGUCUUCUACCACUCCUAGGAGCCUCAAAAGGCACAUCAUCUGGAUCUCUGUAUCUGGCUUGAACUUGAGGGUCCCAUGGUAUCCCCCUCCAGGGCAGGGGUAUCCUGUACUUUUGAUGUCGGCCUGGUACACUCUUACUGGGAGGGGCCCUUAGGGGAAAGCCCUGGGCUACACUAAUUGGAGCCACCUCUCUUCUCUCCUGACAGCCCCUGGAGUCCUCCUUUGUUCUUCCCUUCUCCUAGCUGACUUCACCCGUUGGAUAUAGCCUGUUAUAGGAGGUAGCAGCUUAGGACUUGGUGCUGUGUGUGUGGCUGAGUUUCCCUUUACCCUUUCAGAGAAGCAGUGUGGGAGAAAGUUUCUGACUUGCAAUCCAGCAGGGCUGAUUCUAGACCCUUGCUUCUGCACUUAAAUUGACUGGGGAGCUUUGUGUAAGCCACUUUUCUCACUUAGCCUGUCUCAAUCCACUGAUAAGGAUGGUUGUGAGGAGUAAAUGUGAUAAGCACGUGAAA
Jaculus jaculus (lesser Egyptian jerboa) is the source of this 2388-nucleotide messenger RNA. It is a transcript of the gene Pigs, whose product is annotated as phosphatidylinositol glycan anchor biosynthesis class S. Gene Ontology annotation, biological process: attachment of GPI anchor to protein. The transcript is spliced from 12 exons. Gene Ontology annotation, cellular component: GPI-anchor transamidase complex. The record is from RefSeq and is a predicted model, not a curated record. NCBI's taxonomy places the organism in Eukaryota, Metazoa, Chordata, Mammalia, Rodentia, Dipodidae. The coding region runs from base 31 to 1698 and encodes 555 amino acids.